Molecule: messenger RNA, 1676 nt
Organism: Micropterus dolomieu (smallmouth bass)
Lineage: Eukaryota; Metazoa; Chordata; Actinopteri; Centrarchiformes; Centrarchidae
Exons: 2
Coding region: 591-1676 (361 amino acids)
Biological process (GO): proteolysis
Molecular function (GO): aspartic-type endopeptidase activity
Source: RefSeq, a predicted model, not a curated record
GGAAAAAGGAACAUGAUCAGAAAGAACAGGACCAAGUGACUCUCAGGAAACUCAAUCAAAUACAACUGGUGGAAAAUAAGAAGAAGGAGAAGAAACAGGCUUUGGUUAUGGAGGAGCAGUGUUUACCAAAGCAACAACCACCACCACAGCUUCAGUCAAGCCAGGAACAACCGCAAUUGCCCCAACCACCACUAGUGGUUCCAGUUGUUUCAUAUCCACAGCCAGUUUAUGGACAGAUGCAGAAUUGGAGAGGAAGAGGACGAGGAAGCUCAAGAAGAGGAGGAUUUAAUCCAUACUUUCAGCAAUCUCCAGAAGUGUGUUACAAUUGUGGACAGGUUGGUCACUUUGCCCGUGAGUGCAAUAGCUCAGGAGGAAAUUUCAGAGGAGGAAAUUUCAGAGGAGGAAAUUUCAGAGGAGGAUUCAGGGGCCAGUCAAGGUCGCUUGGAGGACUGGUGAACCCUCACAGGGGCCCAGAGCCAGGAUUCUAGAGGUGCCCGGAAAAUCCGAAAGGGGGGUGUCAGCUGGUAGCAUCAGGGCCAGAAAGAGAUCCAACAAUUGAGGUGAAAGUAAAUAACCGACCAUAGGAAGUAAUGGCGGAUAGCGGAGCGGCUUUCACCUGUGUUCGGCCUGAAGGUACACAUCUUCCUAUGUCCAAUCAACUGAUUCGGACAAGGGGGUUUGAGGGAGUGAAGCAGCUGAUUCCUCUCACAGAACCAAUUGAGCUCUGCUAUAAAAAUAAGAAAACUACAAUACCCAUAUUGGUAUCAGAACAUACACCUAUUGCUCUAUUGGGAAGAGAUGCUUUGUGUAGAUUGAACUGCACAAUAAAAUGUACACCAGAUGGCUGUCUGAUAGAAGUGCCAAAAGAAAUGGUCCACCAACUAUUGAUGACAACAGAGAUGGAGUCCUCUGCAGUAUUCUGGAUUGGAAAUCUCAGUGCAGAUUUCUUGGAGCCGGCUAAGAUAUGGGAGAAAUUCAUUGUGGCGAACAUGCCAGAUGCGAAACUUCCAGAAUAUCCAUUCCAUUGUACGCUCAAGUAUUUCAAGAAUGCUGCCCAAGCAAACCCAGAGGAAUGGUUGGCUCAUCAAACAAAGGGAAUUCAACUAAGCUCAUGUUGCAUAAUUUUGGGACCACAAGGAGCAGCUAUGAAGGUAAACACUGAUGAUUAUCUGGAGAAAGAAUUCAAAAUUGAGAAGAGUGUGCCACAUGUGACUUUGUUGGUUUCUGAAGACUAUGAGCAGAAACACAUAGGGGAAAUGAUGACAGAAGCAAAGGAAGCUGUUUUUGUACCGAUGAAAGAGAAUUUGGCAAUUUGGAGGAGUACAGAUCAGCGAUUCGUCAAAAUCAUGAUUUCAGCUAAAGGACAGGGACAGCCACAAGCUGUACGGAUGACACAUGAAUCUAUUUGUAGUGCCAAGAUGGACUCAGAUUCUAUGAAAGAAGAGAUGUUGCGACAAGUUCCAGAAUGUUUGUGGUCUCAACACAGUACCGAUAUUGGACUUGUGAAGUCAGCCGAACCAGUGAAAGUAGAACUUCGACCAGGAGCUAGACCUCCUUGGAAGUAUCAGUAUCCAUUGAAGGAUGAAGCAAUUCAAGGGAUCGAACCACAAAUUUUUUUGAAGAAGACAACAAAUCCUCAGAGUAACACGCCUUUUGUUGCCUGUGAAGAAACCUGA